Molecule: messenger RNA, 438 nt
Organism: Limanda limanda (common dab)
Lineage: Eukaryota; Metazoa; Chordata; Actinopteri; Pleuronectiformes; Pleuronectidae
Gene: stum
Product: stum, mechanosensory transduction mediator homolog
Exons: 4
Coding region: 1-438 (145 amino acids)
Source: RefSeq, a predicted model, not a curated record
AUGGCACAUAAAGAAGGAGCAACAGAGCAGGGCCGUGUGAAGGCAGUGGACAGUCUCGGGGCCAAAGCCAUGGCCGGGGCCCCUACACCUGGGGGAGGAGUCGUGGUGGAAGUCAGGGAGAAGAAGGGAACCCUGCGGGCUGCGAUACCCACAAUGCCUUUCCCUCUGGCGGUCAUCUGCCUGUUCCUGAACACCUUCAUACCGGGACUAGGAACCUUCAUCUCAGCCUUCACGGUGCUCUGUGGAGCUCGCAGCGAGCUGGUCUCAGAGCGAGGCGUGUGCUGCGUGUUCUGGCUCAACGUGGCGGCGGCCUUCAUCCAGAUACUGACGGCUGUCAUCAUGGUCGGAUGGAUCAUGAGCAUCUUCUGGGGAAUGGACAUGGUCAUCCUGGCAAUUUCUGACGGCUGCAGAGACCAGGGCCUUCCCCAGGACGUGUGA